Molecule: messenger RNA, 1796 nt
Organism: Dimorphilus gyrociliatus
Lineage: Eukaryota; Metazoa; Annelida; Polychaeta; Dinophilidae
Source: the annotation of a GenBank genome assembly
GUAAAGUCUCGUUGCACCUCGGCCGCCAUGUUAUUUUGAUUCAUGCCUAAACAACUGAAAGAAAUGUGAUUUUACUGAAACUGUUAGCUAAGUUCGUUCGAUUAUCAACCCAAGGUCAGUUGUAUUUUUAUACGCAUGCAUGUUUCUUGUUUCAGGAAACUCUUUCUAACUGGAAGAGCUUAUUCCGUGGGUGUGUCAUCGUCUACUAGUAACUUCCUUAUAUUUAUAUUCUAAAUAUUAACAUCCCAAACAUAAAAGUUAAAUUCGAUAGUAAGAAGGUGCAUGUAAUCGAAUUGAAUUGGCUUCCCGAAUUUUUUACUUGCUUGUGAUUUUCCGGCUGCAGGAAUCAGUAAUCACUUCCUAAUUCAAAAAUCAAUUGAUCGGGUUGUUCUUUUCUUUCCUAGAUCUAAAGAAUGCCGCUAAUCAAACGCACGGUAGAACCAGUUCAUUUAAGUAGAGGUGCCGCCGUUGCCGGAACACCAAAUGAACUUGAAUGCGUAACAAAUCAUACCCUGUCCAACGUAAUCAGGCAACUGAGUUCCUUGAGCAACCAUGCCCAAGAUAUUUUCUCCGAACUUACCGAAGAGGUUACAACGAUCUUUGAUAGGACAAGAGUCCUAUCUGACAGGGUAGAUCAGCUUAGUAAAAAGGUCAGGCAGUUGGAUUCUUCAGGCGAGGAGGUGUCGUUACAAGAUAUCAAUACGAAAAAAUCUUUUAGAAGUGCCGUGGUAAAGGAUCAACAGAUUAUGAGCGUUAAUACUCGACCAACCGCGUUAAUUUCAACUUACGAACUGUGCGAGGCACCUCCACCAUUGAAUAAAUUAAACAAGUUUAGGGAGGAUGGAAAGGAUUCAUUGAAAUUUUACACUGAUACAACUUAUUUCUUUGAGCUUUGGCAACAAAAUAUGUUGAAGAGUACAGAAGAAGCUCAAAAGGACGGUAAACGUAAAAGAAGACACCGUCCUAAAAAGUCGAACAAAGAAAUUCGAAUUAUGGAUGAAAAUCGGGAAAUUUAUGCUCAGCAAAAGCAUGGUAAGGAAUUCGCCUCUCAAAAGCAAAAAGAGAGGAUGCAAGGCUUCGGGCAUUCCGCUGAAGUUGUCGAUAGAAAAGUUGAAACUGGAAAAGUUCAUAAUGGAUACACUCAAAACGAAAUUAACGAAAGAAAGCCGUCUCCUGCUCAAACGCGCAGUACAAAAGCUCGACCUCAUCAGCCUCCGCCAGCUCCGCCGCCAACCAAGGAGCCAACGGUUUCGAUUCCAAUUCCACCAACAGAUGAAAUCCCGGUGUCAAAUGAUUUUCCGCCUCUUCCACCACCACCUUUGCCGGAACCGCUGGAAGAUGAUUUUUUACCCGCUCCUCCUUCACCUAUAAGCUCUCUUCCCUCUUCUCCAAGAAAUUUUGGAGAACCUCCUCCACCUCCUAUGGAAGGAUAUGGAGCAAUACCUACUCCACCUCCACCUCCUGCAGAUUUCAAAGCGACCGUAGAUGGGUCUGGUCCUUUGUCUCUUGCUGAUGCAAUACGAAAUAAACAAUUAAAGAAAGUUGAAGUGGAACCCCAGGCUCCAAAGGAAACAGACGCUCGGUCUGAUCUUCUUGAAGCUAUUAGGACUGGUAUUACAUUACGAAAAGUUGAGAAGACCGAGGAAGCCGCCCGAAAGAAAACAAAUUUUAACGAUGUUCAGGCAAUUAUGGACUUAGCCUUUAAUGUAAGAAGGAAAGCUGUUGAAGGAGAGGAUGAUAGUAGCGAAGAAGAUGAUGAAUGUGAUGAUGAUGAUUGGAACGAUAGCGAAGCUUAG